AAUUGAUGCCUUCUAGAAGGCAUAAUGGGUUGAACGAACUUACAAUGCAAAGCCGCCUAAUGAGUGAUGAGGAAAAUAAGACAGGGAAGAAAAGUGAAUGGUUUAGAUUAAACUUAUUCGGAACUCUGAAAAAUUUUCCUCCUUCUUUAUGCUCAUUGACAUACAUUACAACUUUAGUUGUUAAAAACAACCAUCUAGAGCGACUUCCAGAAGAGCUAGGAAACCUACACAAUCUUGUAAAUUUGGAUGCCAGUCAUAACAAAAUAUCUUCCCUUCCUGCUUCGAUUGGUUCCUUAAUUGAAUUGAGAUCGCUCAUACUUAACGAUAAUAAGAUUAAUGACCUUCCUCAUGAAAUCGGACAUUUGCUUAACCUAAGGCACUUUAACUUACAUGAUAAUCCACUUCGUUCUGAUGUGUCCGAGGUAUAUUCCGAUGGUUCUGAGCAAUGCAUUAGAAGGAUGGUUCGGUUCUAUCUGGAAAGAUAUUAUAUAUAUACAAGGUUUAGAAGCAUCCCUUGA
This is a messenger RNA of Protopolystoma xenopodis, 518 nucleotides long. The record is from the annotation of a GenBank genome assembly. Lineage: Eukaryota; Metazoa; Platyhelminthes; Monogenea; Polystomatidea; Polystomatidae.